AUGUGUCGAUGCCGACCGGGCGAGGCAUGCUGGCCCACGACCAGUGACUGGGAGAACCUCAACCAUAGCAUCGAUGGGAAUCUACAGACGCUGAGGCCGGCCGGCCAUGUAUGUUCUGGCGACCAAUACUCGAAGGAAGCGUGCGAGGAGUACGUGAAGAACUUCCACAAUGGCACCUGGCGCGUUUUGAAUCCAGCGUCGCUCCAAGUGAUCAAUUGGGAGAAUUGGCGAGCAGCAGAGGAAAGCUGUCACGUUGACGGUAUCACAAAUGCGACGUGCCAGCAGGGCAGGGUGCCAGUAUACGCGGCUUCCGUGAAGACUGUGGAGCAGGUGCGAGGUGUCGUUCGCUUUGCUGCUGACCACAAUCUUCGCCUCUCGGUGAGAAACACCGGGCAUGAUCUCGCUGGCCGCUCGACUUCCCCGGAAUCGUUAAUGGUCCAUACAGCUGGACUCAAGGAGAUUCGGUUCACCACGUCUUUCCGUACGACUUCGCCGCUGGGGUACGAGUCUGAAGACUAUGGCCCUGCAGUGACGGUUGGGGCGGGCGUCAUGACAGAGGAUCUGUACGCAUCAGCCGCAGAACAUGGGUAUAGCGUUGCUGGUGGGAGUUGCGGAACUGUUGGCAUCGCUGGCGGUUGGAUGGCAAGUGGUGGUUAUGGAAUACUCACACCGUCCAAGGGACUGGGCGUUGAUAACGUUCUGGAGGUUGGAAUGGUCACGGCAGCUGGCGCGUACGUGAUUGCAAAUGCGUAUCAGAACAAAGACCUCUUCCAAGCCGUUCGAGGCGGCGGAGGAGGUACAUUCGGAAUCAUCACCAGUGUGACGUUCCGAGUAUUUCCUGAUGUGCCGCUGGAGGUGGCCAGAUUAACUGCCGUGGCCGAGGCAGGCCCAGGAGAUGCAUUUUGGUCAGGUGUCCAGGAGAUCAUGGGCACGAUACCGCAAUUGGGAGACCAAGGCAUUGCAGUUCAGAGCUAUGCCUUUCCGUUUGCUGAAUCGGGGUCUCUCAUCUCAGCGGAGAUCUUUUCCAUCAAUCAAACCGAGACAAGCAGUAUGUCUCCUGUCGAUCGCCUCGUCGAGAGCUGGAAGAAUGCUGGGCUCCAGGUCCAGCGCUCCCACGAGCACUUUGCGCAAAUUUCUUCAUACCACGCCAGUCGCAGCACCGAGGGCAUGGCUGGGGUGGGCGUCAUGGUGGGUUCGCGCCUCGUAUCGCGAAGCUCGCUAAAUGCCCCUGACCGUCUGUCCCGUGCGCUUUCCCAGUUGAAGUACAACCCCGGUGAUAUGAUAAGUCUAGACGGAAUGGCGCCUGGGCCCAGCGUGGAGCGAAAGAGCCAUGCACCCCACUCCCUCCAUCCAGCGUGGGACUCGGCCGCGAUGAUCCUCACCCUGGGCCGGGGUCUCCCGCUGGAUCCGAAUUGGGAGGCCUACGAGCAAGUCGAGGAAGAGCUGAAGCAUACUCAGCUGCCCGCAAUCGAUUCACUGGAGAACGCCACCAUUGCUGGGUAUCUGGGUGUGCCCUUCCCGCAUGAGGCUGACCAUGCAGGCGUAUUCUGGGGCGAGAAGUAUGAUGUGCUCCUUGCAACCAAGCGUCGCUGGGAUCCAAAUGAUCUUUUUAUUACCCGGCUAGGAGUAGGGAGUGAAGGAUGGGAUGACGAGGCUAUGUGUCGCAAGCGGACGUCUACUGCGUGGGAAAAGGACCUGCAGAUGUUGUGGGCUCGUUACAACGAACUUUUCGCAUCGCUGUAUUAG
Aspergillus fijiensis CBS 313.89 is the source of this 1746-nucleotide messenger RNA. Its product is annotated as FAD-binding domain-containing protein. Gene Ontology annotation, molecular function: oxidoreductase activity; FAD binding. The record is from RefSeq and is a predicted model, not a curated record. NCBI's taxonomy places the organism in Eukaryota, Fungi, Ascomycota, Eurotiomycetes, Eurotiales, Aspergillaceae. The transcript is spliced from 3 exons. The coding region runs from base 1 to 1746 and encodes 581 amino acids.